AUGUUCAAGCAAAUAUAUCUCCGCUCUGUCCGUGUUCGCCAUCCUCUUUGCAGGGCCGGCAUCGACAACUACCGACUCAGCUUGUUCCACCAAUCCGCCAGCGCCGCAACAGAAUCCCAAUUCCGAAUCCUCCCAUUAAUCAAACGCGAACACGCCGAACUCCAAUCCUCCAGCCACAAAAUUCUCAACUCAUUACACUCAGACGAGCAAACCAGAUACCAAAACCGAUUUACCUGGGAACUAGCCCGCCACACAAUCGGCGAAGAACUACUCGUCUACCCAGCAAUCGUCCAACGUGUGCACAACGGCCGGGAAAUUGCAGAUAAAAACCGUUUCGAACAUCAGGAGAUCAAAGAACAAUUGAAGAUGUUCCAAGGACUCUCGUGUAAUGAUCCACGAUUCGCACCAACGCUGGAGGCACUGGUAGAGGAUUUAGAGAAGCAUAUUCGCCGAAAGGAGGAUGUAGAUGUCGUACUUCUUGAGGAAGCGUUAUCGAGGAAAGACAGUGAAGCGUUAGCGCGAUCUUUAGAUCGGAUGAAGAAAUUCUUGCCGUCGAGAUCUCAUCCGUUGGCGCCUAGCAAACCGCCCUUUGAGACGGCUGUGGGGUUGCUGACUGCGCCGGUGGAUAUAAUCGCUGAUUUGUUUCGGAAGUGGCCUCAUGAGGAUAUGGGGAAGAGGAAUGAGCAUUUGGCUGCCACGAGGUAG
This is a messenger RNA of Penicillium odoratum, 705 nucleotides long. RefSeq names its product HHE domain protein. The transcript has a single exon. NCBI's taxonomy places the organism in Eukaryota, Fungi, Ascomycota, Eurotiomycetes, Eurotiales, Aspergillaceae. Bases 1 to 705 code for a protein of 234 amino acids. The record is from RefSeq and is a predicted model, not a curated record.